AUGGCAGAGUCACAGGCAAUACUUGCACAAUUACAGCCGGUCCUGAACAAUCUGCAGGGUCUGCCAUACCCGCAUGUGGACAAUCCAGAAGGUUGCAAGAAACGAGCCAGCGUCGCCAUCAUCAUUCGCGUCCGAACCGCGUUUCAGCCAGUCCCAGCACCGAACGAGUCACUGGUAGAUCUUCAACAGGACGAACCACAGCCUGACUCCAUCGACGAUUUCUUUGCGCAAGAAUGGGUACAAAACGGCGAUCCAGAAGUCCUCUUCAUCAAGCGAGCGGGAAGAGCAGGAGAUAGAUGGUCCGGGCAUAUCGCACUGCCUGGAGGGAAGCGUGAUCCUGAAGACGAAGAUGACAGAGCUGCAGCGAUACGUGAGACCAGGGAGGAAGUCGGACUCGACCUGAGUUCCAGAGACGUGCUGCAAGCUGGGAAUCUGCCUGAGCGAAUCGUUGCAACAACAUUUGGCAGAGUACCGCUAAUGGUACUGUGUCCAUUUGUCUUUCUCUAUACCAGCAAGACAACACCUCAACCGAGACCUUCUCCUGACGAAGUUGCCUCGUGUCAUUGGGUACCUUUGCGCGCAAUUCUUUCACCCAAGUUACGCACACGAGAAUAUGUCGAUACGGCUAGUCGUAUGGCCAAGCAGGGUGGACCAGUUCUGCAAUUCGUCUUGAGGUGUUUGGUUGGCAAGAUGAUGUUGUCGGCCGUCAAGCUUGUUCCCUCUGAAAGCCACUUCGCUUCGUCUGUGCCUGGCUUUAUUCCCUCAGAAGGAGAAUCAGCCUUCACUGGCCUUGCUGAAGGCGCUUUCGGUAUUCCUUCAUCGAACCAAGGCCUGGCUCAUUUGCAGCCAUUGAUGCUAUGGGGGUUGACGCUCGGUGUCCUCGCUGAUUUUCUAGAUAUGCUUCCACCAUACAACGCUGUCAGACUGUGGGAGUAUCCGACUUUCACACCUUUGGACUUACGGGUCUUUGUCUGGCUCUUCACCCGCAGUAUGCGCAAGAACAAUGCACAUGAUAUGAACACUGGUACCUGGCCUUACAACAAAGGUAAGAAGACUAGAAGACGUGCAAGUCAGACUGCCAUGGACGCCACUUCAUACGCAAGGGCCGUAACAGAAGGCGAACCAACGAGCAUGAAGUCCAAGAAUGGAGCUGGGAUUGAGGGACUAGGAAUUGGCUCUAAUCCUCAGGACUCUAUCGGCAGGUUACUUGAGGGCUACUAUCACAACUUGAAUGUUGCAAUUGUCGCAUUUCUUGUGUAUCGAACUGCUGUUGGAUCAGCUAUUGCAUAUUAUGGGUUCAAGCUGUGGAGGAAAUAUCAGUCUAGGUUGUAA
Lithohypha guttulata is the source of this 1332-nucleotide messenger RNA. RefSeq lists its product as uncharacterized. Gene Ontology annotation, molecular function: coenzyme A diphosphatase activity. The transcript has a single exon. Lineage: Eukaryota; Fungi; Ascomycota; Eurotiomycetes; Chaetothyriales; Trichomeriaceae. The record is from RefSeq and is a predicted model, not a curated record. The coding region runs from base 1 to 1332 and encodes 443 amino acids.